UACAGCGCAGAGUGAUGUUUUUAAAGAUUUUGAAAAAUUUUCGAAAUAUCAGAUAUUUCAAUAUAUUUUAAUUAGUUUGCCUUUAGUAAUGGUAUCUAUGGUCCAUGUUAAUUAUAUAUUUGUUGCUGAAGACGUACCACAUAGAUGCCGCGUACCCGAAUGCGAUGGUACGAACGCGAGCUCAGAAAUACCACCAUGGUGGCCCAAAAAUGUGGACUCUAAAUGCUUCCGACCGGUUGUUGAUGUUAGCAGUUUUGGUAAAUCAAAUGAUACUUGUUCGAACGCGACAUUUGAAGAGACUUUAGAAGAAUGUCACGAGUGGAUCUACGAGAAUCACAAUUCGAUAGUUGCCGCGUUAAAUCUUGGAUGUCAAUCAUGGAAGUCGACACUGGUUGGUAGUGUUCACAACGCCGGCAUGAUCGCCUCAGUCAUGAUUUCAGGAUGGAUCGCAGAUAAAAUCGGCAGAAAGCCAACUAUUAUAGUGUGUUCGAUAGGCGCAGCUGUCGGCGUGUUCAAAAUAUUUAUCCAAAAUUACUAUGCGUACUUAGCGGUCGAGUUCUUAGAGUCAAUGCUUGCAUCCGGCCUUUACACCGUCAAUGUUGUUUUACUAAUAGAAGUCGGCGGUGAAUCGACAAGAGUUUUGGCGGGAGUCAUAUUCUCUUACGCUGUAUAUAUCGGCGAGAUGUUGUUCGCUUUCACUGCGAUGGGACUUCAAUAUUGGAAGACGUUGAUAUUAAUUGUUUACACACCGAUGUUCUUAUUUAUUUUCUACGUAUUCAUAUUAAGAGAGAGUACAAGAUGGCAAUUGUUGCGUGGGAAAACUGAAGAAGCUAAGGAAACUCUAAAAGUUAUCGCUAAAGUGAAUAAAAUAAACGUCACCGAGAAGGAGAUAAAUGAAAUAAGCGACGCUGACUUACGAGCGAGGUUUAAUGUUGUUGUACAAAAAGAAAAAGAGACCAUGAAAGAUAUUAUCAAUUCCAAAGAGAUCAUGAUUCGUUUAACAGUCGCGUCGUUCUGCUUUUUCUCUUCCAGCUUCAUAUAUUACGGAAUGGCGGUACAUUCUAUACUUUUGCCUGGUAAUAAAUACACGAACUUCGUUCUGACGUCUUUAUCAUCGUUCCCUGGAGAUUUUAUCGCAUAUUAUACAUUCAAAAAGUUCGGUAGGAAAAUAACACUGCAAUGUGGAUAUAUUUGUUCUGCCGUAUUUUUGAUAGCGCAAGCAUUUUCGCCUGAAGAUAUAAUGUGGUUAAAAGUGGCGUUGUUUUUGGCGGGUAAAGUGGGCGUGGUGGUUUGUUUCACUGGUAUCUACACGUACAGUUUAGAACUGUUCCCUACGAGUGUGCGAGGCUCUCUAAUCGGUUGGGGUAACACGGCUGCUAGAAUUGGAAGUAUGCUCGCCCCGCUUACACCUUUAUUGUCAGCGGAAAUUACGUUCCUACCAUCGCUCCUGUUCGCAUCAACAGCGAUUAUUUCCGCUCUACUCCUUUCGUUUACGCCUGAAACGAGAAAAUUACCACUUUUUGAUACCAUAGCGCAAGUUGAUAAUUAUAGAGAGAAAAUUAUUACAGCUUUGUAAAGUCGAAUACAGAAACAAUUGCCUAAACAUUUGUGUUAAAAUGUAUUGUUAUUCCUUUCAUAAAAAAAAAACACAGACAAUAAACAUGUUUUUUUUAGUGUCAUGGUUAUAGAAUUACAUGGUUCCAGUCACAAUAUCAUGUAAAUAUUUUUAUUGUUUUAUCAAUCGAUUUUAUAUUUAAAUAAGUGUUCUGAUAGAUUUAUAGUUAAUAUAAGUAUUGUAAUUAGUUCGUAAGUGAAACCCGUAUGUAAAGAUAGCUUUAUGAAAAGAAAAAAAGUCGGCUUGUUGUCGUGGAGCUCGAAAUGGUGUUUAACCAUUUACUUAAUGUUUAUAUUAAAAUGGUUAAUGCUAAGAUUUUAGUUAGUUUUUUGUCGAUAUACAUGUUUUACUUUGUAAUAAGUUUUUUUUUUAAAUUAUGUUAUUUUUUAGACUUAAACAAUUCAGACCAAUAUCUGAGAUGAAAAAGUAACUCAUGAAAAUUAUUCCGUCGAUCUCAUAUGCCUUCAUACAGUAUAUUGUAGCGAAUACUUCUUAUAACAUAUUUUAUUUGUAUCAGUUUUAUUUAAGGUUAUUGUAAACGGGUCUUUUGUAAAAAUA
Molecule: messenger RNA, 2173 nt
Organism: Papilio polytes (common Mormon)
Lineage: Eukaryota; Metazoa; Arthropoda; Insecta; Lepidoptera; Papilionidae
Product: organic cation transporter protein-like
Exons: 7
Coding region: 89-1576 (495 amino acids)
Biological process (GO): transmembrane transport
Cellular component (GO): membrane
Molecular function (GO): transmembrane transporter activity
Source: RefSeq, a predicted model, not a curated record